AUGAACGACACACACUUUACCGUCCAGGCCUCUGCGCCGCACACUCACACCGUCGUCUUUCUCCAUGGACGCGGCGGCUCCGCAAGGACUCUAGCCCAGUCACUUCUUUACUCCAAGCACAGCGACGGCCGCACUCUUUUCGCCAUCUUUCCAUCCUUCCGCUGGGUUUUCCCGGAAGCGAACAAGAACGAGUGCGCAGCUUUCCCGGGCCAGUCGAUGCAGCAGUGGUUCGACAUUUGGAAUGUCCAAGACUUCUCCAACCGCGAGGAGCUCCAAGCUGUCGGCCUGCGUAAGAGCGUCGGCCUGAUCCGCGGUGUCAUCGCCGACGAGGCGCGCGCGCUGGGAGGGCGCUAUGAUCGCGUUUUCCUCGCCGGCAUCAGCCAGGGAGCUGCAACAUCAGUGCACACGCUGCUCAAUCUCAACAUCCCGCCACCGGCUGAAGGUGGUGCAAGCCGCGGCCUCGCCGCCUUUCUUGGGUUUUCUUGCCGGAUGCCAUUCCCGGGCAGAACCCUGUCAGAUACUCGCAAGAUACUUGGUCUUGAUGAUGUACCCAGCGACGACGUCACCAUCAAAAAUACACCUAUUCUCCUCGAGCACUGCAUUGAUGACCCACUGGUUCUGGUCGGCAACGGUCGUGUCUUGAGAGAUACCCUCCGUGGUUUUGGGGCUACGGUUCACUGGCUGGAGUAUCCCGAUGGCGGCCACUGGUUCAACUCUCCAGCCGGCAUUACCGAUGCUGCGGCCUUCUUGACACAUAUAAUCAAGUCGCAGGGCUUUGAGGGGCUAAACGCAGUUGACAGCGUCAAGAUCGACAAGCGCCCGUAG
Molecule: messenger RNA, 825 nt
Organism: Pyricularia oryzae 70-15
Lineage: Eukaryota; Fungi; Ascomycota; Sordariomycetes; Magnaporthales; Pyriculariaceae
Product: carboxylesterase
Exons: 2
Coding region: 1-825 (274 amino acids)
Biological process (GO): protein depalmitoylation
Cellular component (GO): cytoplasm
Molecular function (GO): carboxylic ester hydrolase activity; palmitoyl-(protein) hydrolase activity
Source: RefSeq, a predicted model, not a curated record